AUGGCAUGUUGUCUUUUGGAUGCUCGUAGUAGUCGUUACUUACCAAAACAAUUAGCUUCUACAACACAAAAUUAUGAAACAGAACAUUUCUUUUUUAAUUAUGAUACCAACUCACUCGAUUGUAAACUUCUUACAACAAAUAUCUAUUAUCCAUACUUUGAAAAUAUUUAUCCAUUUCUUAUUAAUGAAUAUGAAUUAACUGAUGAUAUGUUAAAUGUAAUUAAAUCAUAUACAAAUAGUCAAACAAAUGAAUCUUAUAAGAAAACAAAUCUCAAUUUACUUAGUGCGAAUUUCGAUGAUAUCGAUUGGAUAUAUGUUAAUAAACUUCGAUCAUUAAUUCGUAAUCUAGUUAAAAUAAAUCUAAAACCUAUUUAUUAUCGUGGUUUAAAUCUAAGUGAUAAUGAAAUUAAAUAUUAUAUUGAAAAACAAAAUAGCUAUUAUUAUACAAAUUCAUUUUUAUCAUUUACAAUUGAUCGUUUAUUAAUUUAUCCUGGAAAUGCUAUAUUAAUACUAAAAACAGAAACAUCAAGUAAAAAAGCAAAGAAAAAUCUGGCUAAUAUAUGGAAAUGGAGUACAUUUAGUGACGAGAAAGAAGCACUUUUAUGUGUCGGAACAAAAUUAAGAAUUAUAAGUGUUCAUUAUUAUGGUUGUAAAUGGGAAAUCGAAGUUGAAUUAAUGGAAGAUGAUCAAGAAGAAAGUUGA
Molecule: messenger RNA, 702 nt
Organism: Adineta steineri
Lineage: Eukaryota; Metazoa; Rotifera; Eurotatoria; Adinetida; Adinetidae
Source: the annotation of a GenBank genome assembly